AUGAGAGGCAUCUCAGCCGGCCCCAGCACCCGUAGAGCCGACUCGAACGGAACCAAUAGUACGCUGCCAGCAGAGAACGGCCUGUCCAACCUUGUCUACAAUGACUCCCAACCAAAUCUCAACAGGCGGCCAUCGAGCGCACCCGGCAGCAAGCAGAACCUCGCCGGCGCAUUUACAAAUGGCAAUGUGGAGCAGGCGCGCAGCGAGCGUACGGUAAAGCCGCCAUUGCUCAGAUCCAAGAGCGAGCACGCCACGGCCACGCGGGGUGAGGACAUGGACCAGGCAUACGAUGAAGACCAAGGCGCAGACGUUGCAGACUUUGGCGCGCGACACGGCUUCGAGGGCCAUUACCAAAGCGAGGAUAUCAUUUCCCAACUUGCUAACGGCUGGUACAUGUACUUCACCGACAAGCGCCAUGAGACGACGGGUAAGCCGAAAGCGCAGUCCUUCGAGAUCCAGGACUGGCGAAUGCGAGAUCGCCUAAAGACAGUCUCUGCUGCUUUGGCUGUUUGCUUAAAUAUCGGCGUCGAACCACCAGACCAACUGCGAACCACGCCCGGCGCAAAACUUGAAGCCUGGCAAGACCCUUCCAUUCCUCCCGUCCAGAAAGCGUUGGAGAAUAUCGGUAAGACCCUGCAGGCACAGUACGAGACUUUGGCCAUCCGAACACGAUACAAGCAGUACCUCGACCCGUCUGUCGAGGAGACCAAGAAGUUUUGUAUUUCUCUACGACGAAAUGCGAAGGAUGAGCGCGUGCUAUUACACUAUAACGGGCACGGAGUUCCGAAACCGACGGCCUCUGGUGAGAUCUGGGUCUUCAACAAAAAUUACACCCAGUACAUUCCAGUCUCACUCUACGAUCUACAGCAUUGGCUUCAAGCGCCAACGAUAUUUGUCUGGGACUGCUCCGAAGCUGGUAAUAUUCUAAAUAAUUACCACCGUUUUGUCGAGAAACAUGAGCAAGAAGAGGAAGAAGCCGCAAGUCGCGAUCCGACAUACGAGAAGACAAGCUUCAAACCUUAUAUUCACCUUGCAGCAUGUGCGAUCAAAGAGAAUCUUCCAACGAAUCCCGAACUCCCGGCCGAUCUCUUCACAUCCUGCCUAACGACGCCGAUAGAGAUGGCCCUAUGGUUUUUCGUAUUGCAAAAUCCCCUGAAAACAGAUCUCAGCCCUGAGAGGGCUCGAAAACUUCCAGGCCGAUUACAGGAGCGUAGGACGCCACUGGGUGAGCUGAACUGGAUUUUCACUGCGAUUACAGACACUAUCGCAUGGACUACUUUACCGCGUCAUCUCUUUCGCAAGUUCUUCCGGCAGGAUCUCAUGGUUGCUGCCCUCUUCCGAAAUUUUCUCUUGGCCCAGAGAAUCAUGCCUGUUUACGGGUGUCAUCCCCAGUCGUUCCCUGAACUGCCUGACACCCGGCAACAUCCGUUGUGGGAAAGCUGGGAUCUUGCCGUCGAUAUGGCACUUGCCCAACUGCCUAUGCUAGAAAGGAAAGAAACCGAGGGUGGUGAAUAUGAACCAGCUCCCGGUAGUGCUUCAGGUGCUCCUUAG
Molecule: messenger RNA, 1551 nt
Organism: Phaeoacremonium minimum UCRPA7
Lineage: Eukaryota; Fungi; Ascomycota; Sordariomycetes; Togniniales; Togniniaceae
Product: putative torc1 growth control complex subunit kog1 protein
Exons: 3
Coding region: 1-1551 (516 amino acids)
Biological process (GO): cellular response to amino acid stimulus; TOR signaling; cellular response to starvation
Cellular component (GO): TORC1 complex; cytoplasm
Molecular function (GO): protein-macromolecule adaptor activity
Source: RefSeq, a predicted model, not a curated record